This is a messenger RNA of Xenopus laevis (African clawed frog), 1938 nucleotides long. Its product is annotated as DNA-directed RNA polymerase II subunit RPB1-like. The coding region runs from base 1 to 1938 and encodes 645 amino acids. Lineage: Eukaryota; Metazoa; Chordata; Amphibia; Anura; Pipidae. The record is from RefSeq and is a predicted model, not a curated record. The transcript has a single exon.
AUGCCACAGAACUCUCCUGACUGCUGGUACCCACCCUCAAUCCCCAAGAUAUGCCACAGAACUCUCACUGUGCUGGUACCCACCCUCAAUCCCCAAGAGAUGCCACAGAACUCUCCUCACUGUGCUGGUACCCACCUUCAAUCCCCAGAGAUGUCACAGAACUCUCCUCACUGUGCUGGUACCCACCCUCAAUCCCCAAGAGAUGCCACAGAACUCUCCUCACUGUGCUGGUACCCACCCUCAAUCCCCAGAGAUGUCACAGAACUCUCCUCACUGUGCUGGUACCCACCUUCAAUCCCCAGAGAUGUCACAGAACUCUCCUCACUGUGCUGGUACCCACCCUCAAUCCCCAGAGAUGUCACAGAACUCUCCUCACUGUGCUGGUACCCACCCUCAAUCCCCAGAGAUGUCACAGAACUCUCCUCACUGUGCUGGUACCCACCCUCAAUCCCCAGAGAUGUCACAGAACUCUCCUCACUGUGCUGGUACCCACCCUCAAUCCCCAAGAGAUGCCACAGAACUCUCCUCACUGUGCUGGUACCCACCUUCAAUCCCCAGAGAUGUCACAGAACUCUCCUCACUGUGCUGGUACCCACCCUCAAUCCCCAAGAGAUGCCACAGAACUCUCCUCACUGUGCUGGUACCCACCCUCAAUCCCCAGAGAUGUCACAGAACUCUCCUCACUGUGCUGGUACCCACCUUCAAUCCCCAGAGAUGUCACAGAACUCUCCUCACUGUGCUGGUACCCACCCUCAAUCCCCAGAGAUGUCACAGAACUCUCCUCACUGUGCUGGUACCCACCCUCAAUCCCCAGAGAUGUCACAGAACUCUCCUCGCUGUGCUGGUACCCACCCUCAAUCCCCAAGAGAUGCCACGGAACUCUCCUCACUGUGCUGGUACCCACCCUCAAUCCCCAAGAGAUGCCACAGAACUCUCCUCACUGUGCUGGUACCCACCUUCAAUCCCCAGAGAUGUCACAGAACUCUCCUCACUGUGCUGGUACCCACCCUCAAUCCCCAAGAGAUGCCACAGAACUCUCCUCACUGUGCUGGUACCCACCCUCAAUCCCCAGAGAUGUCACAGAACUCUCCUCACUGUGCUGGUACCCACCUUCAAUCCCCAGAGAUGUCACAGAACUCUCCUCACUGUGCUGGUACCCACCCUCAAUCCCCAGAGAUGUCACAGAACUAUCCUCACUGUGCUGGUACCCACCCUCAAUCCCCAGAGAUGUCACCGAACUCUCCUCACUGUGCUGGUACCCACCUUCAAUCCCCAGAGAUGUCACAGAACUCUCCUCACUGUGCUGGUACCCACCCUCAAUCCCCAGAGAUGUCACAGAACUCUCCUCACUGUGCUGGUACCCACCCUCAAUCCCCAGAGAUGUCACAGAACUCUCCUCACUGUGCUGGUACCCACCCUCAAUCCCCAGAGAUGUCACAGAACUCUCCUCACUGUGCUGGUACCCACCUUCAAUCCCCAGAGAUGUCACAGAACUCUCCUCACUGUGCUGGUACCCACCCUCAAUCCCCAGAGAUGUCACAGAACUCUCCUCACUGUGCUGGUACCCACGCUCAAUCCCCAAGAGAUGCCACAGAACUCUCCUCACUGUGCUGGUACCCACCCUCAAUCCCCAGAGAUGUCACAGAACUCUCCUCACUGUGCUGGUACCCACCUUCAAUCCCCAGAGAUGUCACAGAACUCUCCUCACUGUGCUGGUACCCACCCUCAAUCCCCAAGAGAUGCCACAGAACUCUCCUCACUGUGCUGGUACCCACCCUCAAUCCCCAGAGAUGUCACAGAACUCUCCUCACUGUGCUGGUACCCACCCUCAAUCCCCAAGAGAUGCCACAGAACUCUCCUCACUGUGCUGGUACUCAGCCUCCAGUCACAGUACUGUAUUGCUACUCAGUCUCAUGUGAUGGUACAAUACAUUUAUAA